AUCUACAAAGGAGCAUACCGAUCGCCAUACACGCUGACAAAAUGGGCGAUUACAAAAGGAAAAUCCCCAUCUAUAACGAUUACGAGAAAAAGAAAGAUCUGUUAAAAUAUUCCUUUUUAAAAGAUGGAGAAGGAGAGGAGGAACAAAGAGACCUCCAGAAAAAACACCCGACGGAGGAGGUCCAAUUUAUUAGUAAGUAUCACAAAGGGCAAGAAGAACAGAAGGACGUUUUUCGAGAAGUAAAGAAAAGGGAGAACAUGCGGGAUAUCCUGACCCACCGCCGGGAUUUAAGUUCGUCUAUCAACAAACUGAAGGAAGACAACAGCGAGAGGUACUACGCCCACGAGAAGAAGUUCCCCUUCCUCAUCGACACGACUGUGAAGAAACCAGAUAUAACGAGAAGCAUGCAAGAUGUGCUAAAUAACGUCUAUGAACAGGAUAAUGCUGAAAAAAUUCAAUUAUCCGAGGACAUUAAAACCAAAGCGGUGUUGCUUGAAAGGAGGAAGGAACUGUUUCUUCAGGAGUUAAGUGGUGGCGAGCUUGUGGACGUCCAUGCGGAGCUGUUUUUAGACCCACAGAAAGAUUACACGUACGCGAGAAAUGGGCACGCAUAUGUGUGCUCGCGGGGAGGGGCGGUACACCCGUGAAUGUUGACUCUGAAGAAUUACGGGUUGGGGCAGUCCCCUUCCGAUUUUGUUUUUUCCUACCCACAUGUUAAAGCCAAAGGAAGAGGUGGAUAUGCUACCGAAAUGGUGAAGUCGAACAUACUGAAAAACAAAAACGAGGGAAUCACAAAAAGGUUAAACGUGCACAAUGUAGAAGGUAAAGGGCAAAUUUUGCGAAUGAAAGUCGUGUUCUUGAUGAAAAACAGACUGAGAUAUAUUAACCACACCAGAAAUAGCCACUUCGUAGAAAAUUAUCUGAACGAACGCCCGCGAAUUGUUUUGAGGUACAAAGGAUUUCAAAAAAGGCUAUAA
This is a messenger RNA of Plasmodium cynomolgi strain B, 977 nucleotides long. RefSeq lists its product as hypothetical. The record is from RefSeq and is a predicted model, not a curated record. Bases 42 to 647 code for a protein of 201 amino acids. The transcript has 10 exons. Lineage: Eukaryota; Apicomplexa; Aconoidasida; Haemosporida; Plasmodiidae.